Molecule: messenger RNA, 631 nt
Organism: Portunus trituberculatus (swimming crab)
Lineage: Eukaryota; Metazoa; Arthropoda; Malacostraca; Decapoda; Portunidae
Product: U-scoloptoxin(01)-Er1a-like
Exons: 1
Coding region: 99-476 (125 amino acids)
Cellular component (GO): extracellular region
Molecular function (GO): chitin binding
Source: RefSeq, a predicted model, not a curated record
UAACAGUAAGCUAAAAGAAAGGUCUCACUCUCCCUUCCUUCUCUCCCUCUCCCUGACAGAGCCUCCCCACUCCCUCUCUCUCCUCGCCGCCACUCAAGAUGAAGGUCCUCGCCGCGCUGCUGUGCCUAGCCGUCGCCGCCUCCGCCAGGAUGGCCUACAGGUUCUCAGACGGCUACCUGGACAUCCUUGGCGCCGAGCCCGUCCAGAACUUUGACUGCACGGGCCGCAGCUACGGCUACUACGCCGACGUGGCCGCCUCCUGCCAGGUGUUCCACGUGUGCCUGCCCAUUCCUGACGAGACGGGCGAGGUGGUGGACAUGGCGCACUUUUCCUUCUUCUGCGGCAACGGCACAGUGUUCAACCAGGAGUCCCUCACCUGCGCCCACCCUGACUACGCCUUCCCCUGCGCCGAGGCUGAGACUCUCUACGAGCUUACCAAUGGAGAUUUCGGCCGCAUCCCUGAUAAUACUGUGUGAUAGGCAUCCCUCCGGUCCCCCACACCACUCCCCUCCCUCUCGUCUCCUUUUUCGCCCCCCCUUCCUAUCGUCCCCUACCUCCCCCCCUGUGCCGUCCCUCGCGUUUUCCAGUGUCGACCGCUCAGACAACCUAUAAUAAAGACCUAUUUUUUAUG